GAUAAUUUGGAUUUGUGGCAUGACGUACGUAUGUAUGUAUUCUACGGGUCACUAUAGUUGCCGACGCGAAAAAAUAGGAAAUCACUUUUGAUUUAUUGCGCGUUUGAAGGAAAGCAAGGGAGAGAGAAAGUUCGUUGACUGGUCACGUUCUGGGAAAAACUUUACUGUUGGCGUUGAGAUCUCCUUACCUGGUUCAAUACAGCAGCUCAAAGGAAAAAUCUUUGGAAAGCUAGCCUCAACAAAUUUUCAUUUCUGUUACGAUAGCUGUUCCCGAACUUGCUUUAAACAACUUUAGAUGGAGCCCGGUGUUGGUAAAUAAGGAAACUCUCGGUUUCUAGCACUCCACCGUCUCACAGAUGGGUGAUCUGAAAUACCAUGACGAAGAAGAUUGUUGGUCCCUGACCUCUUCUACUGCAGCAUCUGUGAGAACCAUCAGAUCCAAACUUACCGUCCCAGUAGCCCCAUCUUUCAGAUCAGUUGAACGCUUAGCAAGACGUAAGGAGUUUUAUGAGAAGUUGGGAGAGAAACACAAAGCUUUGGAAGCAGAGAAACAAGAAUGUGCUUCCAGGACCAAGGAAGAGGAAGAAGCGGCUAUUAAGCAGCUUCGGAAGAACACGGUCUACAAAGCAAAUCCAGUCCCAAGCUUUUACAAGGAAGGACCUCCUCCAAAGGCUGAACUUAAGAAGCUGCCGGUGACUCGGGCAAAAUCACCAAACUUCACGCGAAGAAAAAGUUGUGGCGAUAUUGUGACACCCAGAGAGGAGAGGAAGGAUUCUGGCAGGUCUACCCGCCACAGCACAGGUGCUGCCUAUCGAGAACCCAACACAAAACUUUCCACCCCCAAUAAGAAGGACCAGAUAAGCGCACGGAAUAUUAAUGGCCAUAACAGAGUCAAGGCCACCUCCCAGUCAGUGAAGAAAAGUUCAACCAAAGAAAGUAGGGUGAAAGAGACGAAUGGAAGUAGUAGGGUGGAGGAAACAAGUGGAACCUCUGGCGAUGUGACAGAUCAGCCGAGAGAGGAUAUUGCAGUUCAGUUAUGAAACACGGGGCCCUGUUUUAUGUUUUAUUUUUCUUCUUCUUUUCUUUAUAAUCAGAUCAUUCAAUCAUGUAUUCAGAAAUUUUCCGGAAUUCGAUCGGAUGGUCACUGUAACUUGCUGAUUUGUUUUAUGGUCAGAACCAAACCGAAGAACUGAUGUCUUAAUCUGAGUUGUAUAUUCGUGUGAUAUGUACAUGUAAUCCUUUUGUGACGUGCUUGUGCUGCAUGAAAGACAGCCCCGCUCUGACUGUAUACUAGUGUUCCCUCCAUCCAACUUUUCAUGUGCUAUUUAGGGCAUCAACUGAAUGUUUUAUUUAUUCAUAGAUGAUCCCAUUCUGAGUUUCUAAAUAAUGUCAUACCAUCAUGUUGGAAUUUUAAUAACAAAAGGAUUUUCCUCUUCGAAU
This is a messenger RNA of Cuscuta epithymum, 1440 nucleotides long. NCBI's taxonomy places the organism in Eukaryota, Viridiplantae, Streptophyta, Magnoliopsida, Solanales, Convolvulaceae. The record is from the annotation of a GenBank genome assembly.